AUGUAAUGGGAAGAAUAAUCAAUUGCAUAUAGACUUUAAUCCCAUGUGAGUUCUGAUUUGCAUUUCCUACUACAGUCAGACUAGGAUUCAGAUAAUACGAAUGAUAAAUUAUCUUUUAUCAUGAUCUUGAUUGGAGUAUUUAACUUUGUUUUCCUUUGUGUAUCUGCGCAUCUAGUUUACAAGAUUUAAAGACUCAUUAAAUUCACUGAUAUCCCCCAAUUGCUGUCAAUAACAUCAAUAUUUUUAUCAAUUUUUUUUAUUGGAAUAUAUAUUGUUUUAUUUAUCUUAUACGUGCGGUUCCCCGAUAAUGAAUAUCUCCAAGACUCAAACAUCAUAAGAAUCUCAAACUUUAUUGCAGUCAUGUUCUUUUCAUUUGCCCUCGUAUUCGAUCUCUAUAAAUGGAUGAUAUUUCUGGUUGCCACCAAGAUGUACAUUAAUCCAAGGAAAAAUAUUUAUGUUAGGAAUCAGAGAAUAUUGCUUUGGGCACUCAUCACAGCUUAAUUGAUCUUAUUGACUAUCGCUUUAGUCUUCAUUACAUUAAUGCUCAUAUAUGAUUAUGAUACUGAUGAUGAACAUAAAUGGGAAGUCACCUAAAAUAUUCUAGACGUUUAGUUUUACUUUGUAGCCUGUUUAUUCUUUAUAAUCUUGACUGUGUUUAUCGUGGUAGAUGUCUGGCUUAUUAGAAGGCUUAAAAUAUUCUAUCCUUCAUUUUACCAACGACAAAAGGGACAGAUUUUGCUUGCAAACUUUGGAACAAUUUUAUCACUCUCAGCAAGGUUAGUCAUAAAUAUUGUGAUGACUCAACCUUUCUAUAAUGAGCUACUAAAUGACUCGCUUGACCCUAUCCAUCAAAUUAUCUCUAUAACUCUCGGUUUCUAUCUUCCUAUAGGGGCAAUAACUUACUCACUGAUGUAUGCGUUCUAGCAGAAGAAAAGACUACAAAACAGAUAGAUUCAGAUUAAAUCUCAAAUUGGAUCUCCUUCACUUAUUGAAGAUGAAGAGAUGGAUGAUGCAUUAUUUUAAAUUUGGGAUAGCGGGGCUAACGAUGUCAGCUCUGAUUCCACUGCUCGAUAUCAUAUGAACUUAGCUCCUGGGUUACAGAUGAGCAUAGCUAAGGGAUAAAUGAUUCACACUAAUAGUAUGAUUGACAUUUAAAAGAGAGGUGAUACUGGGUCAUCCAUUUUAAUGCCAAAUCCCUUUGAAGAAAAAGAAGAUGAGUCUAAAAGUUUUAUAUCUCAAAGUGAUGAUUUGUGA
This is a messenger RNA of Stylonychia lemnae, 1254 nucleotides long. Lineage: Eukaryota; Ciliophora; Spirotrichea; Sporadotrichida; Oxytrichidae. The record is from the annotation of a GenBank genome assembly.